This is a messenger RNA of Fonsecaea nubica, 1605 nucleotides long. RefSeq lists its product as hypothetical. The record is from RefSeq and is a predicted model, not a curated record. Lineage: Eukaryota; Fungi; Ascomycota; Eurotiomycetes; Chaetothyriales; Herpotrichiellaceae. Gene Ontology annotation, molecular function: protein binding. The transcript is spliced from 2 exons. Bases 1 to 1605 code for a protein of 534 amino acids.
AUGGCAUCUCCUGGUAGAGACCAGAGGCGCGCUCCCUCGGGAGCUGACUGGGAGAGGUUUCGACCGGUCUUCACUCACCUGUACCUCGAAGACAAUCGUCCUCUGCCUGAGGUUAUGAAGAUCAUGAGGGAGCGCCAUGGAUUAUGGGCAAGUGAGAAGAUGUAUAAGAACAAGAUCAAAUCAUGGGGUUUGCGAAAGUACCUCAAGGAGGGCGAGGCUAAGCAGAUCAUGGAGGGGGAGGUUCCGACAACCAGCAGAGACUUGGAUCUGGAUUCCCUGAAGAGGAAAGCUGAACGUGCGUUGAAGCGGAAACGGAGUCGCAAAUCAUCCCAGCCACAAGCUUCUCCUUUUGCUUCAGAGUUAUCACCGACAGCCUCGUCGCCUCCACCUUCUCCAGCUUCCGAAGCGGUAGUGCCAUAUUCAAAGCCAACAGAAGCACUACAGACUAUUGUCGUUCCGUCGCCCGAGGGAUUUCGUAUUGCGAGUGUCGCCGAGCAAUUCCUGUUCAACCUACGUGGCUGGACACAUGAUGCAUUUGUCCACGGUGAUUGGGAUGCUAUGUCUUCUACCCAGCAUAACCGAGGGCGCCAGGCAUCGCGGCUCCUAUCAUCGAGUCUAACCGCAGGGAUCAAUCUUUUUGACAAUGGGAAGCAGGACCUCGCUUGGGCACAGUGGGGAAAGGCCUUUGCAGGUUUCCAGAAUUCCGAAUUGUUCAAGUCGUGGUAUUACGAGAUACCGAUGGCCUUACUUUUCGAAGUGGGUCGGGUGGCUUUCAGUGGCCACCGGCAGCUUGCCGAGUUGCUCUUGAAAAGUGUCAAACGAUGGGCGCAUACAUUUUUGGAUCCAAAAGAUUCCCGCCAUGCCCUCUUCAGCGUCUUCGGCGAACUUGAGGUUGAACAGCUACGAGACCUAUAUACCCGUGCUGCCCGCUCUAUGUACGACGGUCUCGAGACGCGAAUCGACAAGCGUAACAAGCUCUUGUACGAGGUUCGACUUAAUCGAGCUCUGGACCUGCUAUGGUACGAUCCAGACACAGAUCUGACAGAAUGGCUACCACAGAUCUCAGAAGUUGAUGCCGUGUCUCCUGGGCUUUCUGUCUACUUUAUGCUCCUGCAAGCUUACAGACUUGUCGCCCAGGAUCAAUAUGAUGAAGCCGAAGAGAUCUGUUCCCAAGUCCAACGGAGAUUGACGACCUUGCGAGAGAUUCCAGGAAGCAUAGAUCUCUGGCGGGUAGGACUUGCUUAUCGCAGACUUGGGCGACAACAACAUGCCAAAGGGCGCUAUGCAGAUGCACGCCGAAGUUUCAACACAGCACUAAAAUAUGUGCAGAACAACAACGAGCUGUCAAAAUCCGUUCUGAUUGAGAUCUGCCAGAGACAGCAAAGCAUGGCAAACAUGAUGCAAGACACCGAGGAUGUUUUCUUCUGGACCAGAAUGCUUGAGUCGUUGGAGCAGGAUACCAAAGCACAAGUAAUCGAGGAACUUGACGUAUCAAAGGACGACGACGACGACGACACCGAAAACGAAAAGCUCUUGGUGAAACGGAGGCGAAUAUCACCUAAUCCCAGCCGGAGUUCCACGCCUGCCCGCCGGGGCACCUGGUGA